Plenodomus lingam JN3 is the source of this 1317-nucleotide messenger RNA. RefSeq names its product Vacuolar protein sorting-associated protein 4 (gene VPS4). The record is from RefSeq and is a predicted model, not a curated record. Gene Ontology annotation, molecular function: ATP hydrolysis activity; ATP binding. Lineage: Eukaryota; Fungi; Ascomycota; Dothideomycetes; Pleosporales; Leptosphaeriaceae. Gene Ontology annotation, biological process: vacuole organization; endosomal transport.
AUGAGCAACGCCGACUUCCUCGGUCGUGCCAUCGACACAGUCAAGAAGGCAAUAGAAACAGACACAGCAGGCGAAUAUGAGAAGGCAUACCAACUAUACUAUAGCGCCCUUGAGCUCUUCAUGCUCGCCCUUAAAUGGGAAAAGAACCAAAAAUCCAAGGACAUGAUUCGUGGCAAAGUUGCCGAGUAUAUGGAGCGCGCCGAGAAGCUCAAGCAGCAUCUGAACCAGAAUGAUGCCUCAAAUCGGAAGAAACCUGCGGCGAUGGGUUCCAACGGCAAGGCAGCAGGAGGCAGUGGCAAGGGUGGAAAGGACGAUGACGAAGACGGCGAGGGUGACGCCGAUUCUAAGAAGCUCCGCGGUGCGCUCGCUGGCGCCAUUCUAUCCGAGAAGCCUAAUAUCCGGUGGGAAGAUGUCGCAGGUCUAGAAAUGGCCAAGGAAGCGCUGAAAGAGGCCGUCAUAUUACCGAUCAAGUUUCCACACCUCUUUACUGGCAAACGACAACCUUGGAAGGGCAUUCUGCUCUAUGGCCCACCUGGUACUGGUAAAAGUUAUUUGGCAAAGGCUGUGGCAACAGAGGCAAAUAGCACGUUCUUCAGUGUAUCUAGUUCUGACUUGGUCAGCAAGUGGAUGGGAGAGUCGGAACGAUUGGUCAAGCAACUCUUCGCCAUGGCCCGCGAAAACAAGCCCUCAAUCAUCUUCAUUGACGAAAUCGACGCAUUAUGCGGUCCCCGAGGCGAAGGAGAAUCAGAAGCAUCACGGCGUAUCAAGACAGAAUUACUAGUGCAGAUGGAUGGUGUAGGCAAAGAUUCAAAGGGCGUCCUUAUUCUCGGCGCAACGAACAUCCCAUGGCAACUUGAUUCUGCUAUCCGACGCCGAUUCCAACGGCGAGUACACAUCAGUUUACCCGACACGCCUGCACGCAUGCGCAUGUUUGAGCUUGCAGUCGGCAACACCCCCUGCGAACUUAACCAGGCGGAUUACAAGAAGCUCGCAGAGCUCAGUGAGGGCUACUCAGGUUCCGACAUCUCAAUCGCCGUACAAGACGCACUGAUGCAACCCGUGCGGUUGAUCCAAACAGCGACCCAUUACAAGCCAGUUGUAGUCGACGGCGAAACAAAAUGGACACCCUGUUCCCCUGGUGACCCGCAAGCAGAAGAAAAAUCCUGGACCGAUCUCGACGGCGACCAGCUCCUCGAACCCCCUCUGAAGGUCAAGGACUUCAUCAAGGCGAUCAAGGCAUCGAGACCGACGGUCAGCGGCGAAGAUCUCAAGAGAAGUGCAGAUUGGACCAAGGAGUUUGGAAGCGAGGGUGCAUAG